CCUCUCCCCAGUCACGCACACACACACAGAGGAGUAUUUCUUUUUAACUUUUUUCGGCAGCAAAAAUGAAGAAAAUAAAAAGAGGGCUUGUUUAGCUAUAAAAGGGAAGGCACCCUUUCCUUUCUAGAACACCCAAUUACGCCCUCUUUCUCUCUCCACAAUUUUUUCUCCAACUUGUAAUUGGUGACUUUUGGUCUAAAGCUCAGACCUAACAAAGGGCUUCGUUUGAAUUUUGGAGGGAUAUAUAAAGGAUGGCGAGGGAGAAGAUCAAGAUCAAGAAGAUCGACAACGUGACGGCGAGGCAGGUUACCUUUUCCAAGAGAAGACGAGGGCUUUUGAAGAAAGCUGAAGAGCUUUCUGUUCUCUGUGAUGCUGAGGUUGCGCUCAUAAUCUUCUCAGCCACAGGAAAGCUCUUUGAGUUUUCCAGCUCAAGUAUGAAGGAUAUACUGGAAAGGUAUAAUCUUCAGUCUAAUAGCCUUGAGAAAAUGGCCCAACCGUCUCUUGAUCUGCAGCUAGAGCAUGGUAAUAACAUCAGAUUGAGUAAGGAAGUGGCGGAUAAGAGCCAGCAACUAAGGCAGGCGAGGGGAGAAGAUCUUCAAGGGCUAAAUUUAGAGGAAUUGCUGCAAUUAGAAAAAAAGCUUGAAGCAGGACUUAGACGUGUGAUUGAUUCUAAGGAAGAACGGAUGAUGAAUGAGAUUAAUACGCUCGCAAGAAAGGGAGCUCAGUUGAUGGAAGAGAACAAGCAAUUAAAACAGAAGAUGAUGGUGUCGUACAAGGGGAAAAGACCUGUUCUUGUGGACUCGGACAUCGUUAUCCAGGAAGAAGGCACGUCAUCGGAGUCUGUCAACAACGUCUGCAGCUGCAGUAGUGCCCCUCCUCCAGAGGAAGAUAGUUCUGAUACAUCUCUCAAAUUAGGGCUAUCCCUUUAGGUGAAACUGGUGGAAGAUGGAGGAGACUCAUGUAAUGAAUAAGGCUGGGUCCUGGUCUUUUUAAGUUAUAAUUAUCAAGGUUAAUUAAAGAAAUGGUACAAACGACGACUAGAGAACAUGUACUUGUAUCUCUAUCUUUUGGCUGGUGCUGAUGUACGUUUUGUUUCAGUAUUAUGCAUAUGAAUUCUCAACUACUUUUGACUAUUUGCAAUCAAGCAUCCCAUAUAUGUAUGUAAGUGCUAGGUUAAAUAGUGAGUUCAGUGGAUUUAUUGAGCCU
Messenger RNA from Alnus glutinosa, 1206 nucleotides. Its product is annotated as MADS-box protein JOINTLESS-like. Gene Ontology annotation, molecular function: RNA polymerase II cis-regulatory region sequence-specific DNA binding; protein dimerization activity; DNA-binding transcription factor activity, RNA polymerase II-specific. The transcript has 9 exons. The coding region runs from base 252 to 929 and encodes 225 amino acids. Gene Ontology annotation, biological process: positive regulation of transcription by RNA polymerase II. NCBI's taxonomy places the organism in Eukaryota, Viridiplantae, Streptophyta, Magnoliopsida, Fagales, Betulaceae. The record is from RefSeq and is a predicted model, not a curated record. Gene Ontology annotation, cellular component: nucleus.